Molecule: messenger RNA, 1110 nt
Organism: Radiomyces spectabilis
Lineage: Eukaryota; Fungi; Mucoromycota; Mucoromycetes; Mucorales; Radiomycetaceae
Exons: 5
Coding region: 1-1110 (369 amino acids)
Cellular component (GO): membrane
Source: RefSeq, a predicted model, not a curated record
AUGAAGUACCACAGUUUCAAGGAAAAGUCAUUUCAGGGAUUAGUCUAUUGCGAUUAUUGCGGGAAGCUUUUGUGGGGUUUGGCAAAGCAAGGUGUUCACUGUUCGGCAUGUAGUGAAAUGGUGGUGCAAUGCCGUCCUUCACGGCGUCUAAGCCCGGAUAGUCUUUCCGUCACUGACUCUGAAGCUGAGUCCGUCAGCAAAUACUCCACGACGUCUCCGCGAGGAUCGAUCGAUAUCCCUCAUCAACGACAACCGUCCAUUCUCAAUGUCAUGGACGAAAGCAGUCGACCGGGUAUCAAACGGUCGUCGACUAUGACAAGUGAACAUACCAAAGUAGAGGAACCUUUACGUUCUCCGACCGAUAUCCAUUCUCGCCCUCUUUCCUCUUCCUCCGCCAAAUCAUACCGCAAAGCAUUGAAGCAACAUGUACAAACCGAUGCCGUUCUCAGUCCUCAAGCCACCGCCAAAGCAUUCACUCGUCUCGUCGCUCAGACGUCGGCAUCGCAAGCAUUGAUGCCAAGGUUUGAUGAAAGUACGCCGGAAUACUAUGUCAAUCUGGAGCGAACGCAGCAAAUGAUGCUGUUCUUGAUUCGACUGUACGACAAUCUGGCCUACCAUUUACAACACGUCAUCCUAAGUUCCACCAUGUAUCAAUGCCUGUUAUUGGGUACCGUGAUAAUCUCAAUUUCGCUGAUGUUUUUUGGCCGCUGGAUCGUGCUGGCAGUGGGAUUGAUUGUCUUAUUGAACAAAACAUGGCUCGGAUCAUCCAUCGAAGUUUUUACUUUGUUCCUUCUGGAACUCGUGCAAACUGUGGUGGAGUUGGUGUACCGAAAACCAGUUGCAGAGCGCAAGACAAUGGAGAUUUCGAUUUACGAAAACCAACGUUGGUGGGCAGGUAGUGGCUACACACCCCAGUUACUACGUUCGGAACGAAAAUCAUGGUCCAAUAUUACUGGCACCGAACCGUUUCCUAACAAAGAUGAAAUGCCACCACCGCCCAGUUAUGAGUGGGCAGACGAUGGUUGGAAGGUUGAUACGACAGGUCCCUGGGCAGAUGAUCUUUUAGACAUGGGUAAGCAUUUUUGGAUGAUGGGGUGUAUAAUUUUGUAA